This is a messenger RNA of Paramecium pentaurelia, 896 nucleotides long. The record is from the annotation of a GenBank genome assembly. Lineage: Eukaryota; Ciliophora; Oligohymenophorea; Peniculida; Parameciidae.
AUGCUCUUCUCUCAAUAAUAAGAUUACAACCCUAGAGAUAUUUACUAACCUUCUUCUAUGAGUUAUGGGGCUGGAAUAUUCAAACCUUAGAAUCAGCAACCCUAUCAUAACCAAUAACCAAGGACUAGGGCAGAAAGAGUAAUUGAUAUUGUUAAUGAUUUAGGACUAUUUAAAAGAAGUCAACUCUUAACAAGCUGUUAUGCAAUCAAGAUGUAAACACUUAUUUAAAGUUUGAAGAAUUUGACACACCAUAAAAAGAAGACAUGAAAGCUCUACUACAUAGUCCAGCUCCAAAUACUACUUUAUUUUAAUAGGGUAAUACUAAUAUACAUCUUGUAGAAUAAGAAAGGUUUUUAAAGGAUUUUGCUGCAUAAGACAAAUAACAAAGGGAAUAUUAAAAUAAAUAAAAACAGUUAUAAUAUGAAUCAAGAAGAUUGGCUAAUUUAGAGAGAGAAGGUAUGAUUUGGUAGAGAAAUGAGUUACAUCAAUAGAAAGUAUAUAUUUUCAUAAAUAUCAAGGAUGAAUUAAAAAGACAAUACCAUUAAGAGUAAUUUACAUAAGGAAAAAGAAAUUUAAAUGGAUUAGCUUAUAAUCCAUUGACUUUAGAGUAUGCUUAGAAUGAAUAGGGAUAAGCAUUAAAAAGAUAAGAUGAGAUGACUUAGGUAAGAUAAUUAGUAAGAGCAUAAAAUUUAGAUAAUAGAGCAAACUGUGGAUAUAAUUUAUUAACAGGUAUAGAAAUUAAAUUCUAAUUCAAAGGUGAGAAUCGUAAAGGAGUGGAAGAAAUAGUACCUGAUGAUCUUAGAGGCCAUUACUAAAAUAAAAUGUAAGAAAGAGAUAAUCAAUUAAAUAUUAAACACUAUGCUCUUUAGUAAUAAUUAUUAUCUAAAUAAUAUUGA